AUGGACUUCACCAAGGCGGGCAUAGCAAGAAAGUUGCAAUUAGAGGAACUCGAAUGUCUUAGGAUUGAGGCCUAUGAGAAUGCAAGGAUUCAUAAGGAGAAGACUAUGACAUUUCAUGAUCACCAUAUCUGCAAGAAAGACUUCCAAGAGGGUGAUGAAGUUCUUCUAUACAAUUCAAGACUUAGAUUCUUGCCCGGAAAGCUCCGUUCAAGGUGGGAUGGUCCUUUUAAGGUGAAGGAAGUGAAGCCCUAUGGAGUGGUUGAGCUAUUUCACCCUCAAAGUGGUGCAACAUUCAAAGUCAACGGACACAGGAUAAAGAAGUAUCAUAGUUAUAAGUCACCAAAGGAAUUGGAGGUGUUCCUUCUUGAGGAUGCACCCAGAGGAGGAGAGUCUUAA
This is a messenger RNA of Arachis duranensis, 396 nucleotides long. RefSeq lists its product as uncharacterized. The record is from RefSeq and is a predicted model, not a curated record. Bases 1 to 396 code for a protein of 131 amino acids. Lineage: Eukaryota; Viridiplantae; Streptophyta; Magnoliopsida; Fabales; Fabaceae. The transcript has a single exon.